AUGGCAGAGGAUGAACAACAGAGCUUGAUUAAAUUACAGGCAAGCGAGGAAAGAAAGCAACAACACAACAAAAGAAUUAACAAGUACACAAAUGCAAAGAAUGCUUUAAAGAAAUUUGAAACUUAUUCGCGUAUGAAUGACAGAGACACCAUUGCCCAAGAUAUUGAUGAAGCAUUAAAUUCUUUAUACAGAGCUGAAAAUGAAUUAAAUCAAAUGUAUGAAAUUGCAAAAGGUUUCCAAGACAACCUAAUGGAAGAACGUAAUAUGAGAUCAGAAUUAGAAAAAGAAAACAAGGAAUUGCGUGACAAACUUCAUCAAGCACAAAAGCAUGCUCUUCAGGAAGUGAUUAAACAAUUGGGUAACCUUUCUGUGGAUGAAGAAACGAAUGAAUUGGUAUUAAAAAUCAAAAAAGAAGGCGAAAAAGAUAUUAAUCCUGUCAGUAGUAGUGAAGUAAUGGAUAAUAAAGAAAAGUAA
This is a messenger RNA of Naegleria fowleri, 474 nucleotides long. RefSeq lists its product as uncharacterized. The record is from RefSeq and is a predicted model, not a curated record. Lineage: Eukaryota; Heterolobosea; Eutetramitea; Acrasida; Naegleriidae. The coding region runs from base 1 to 474 and encodes 157 amino acids. The transcript has a single exon.